UAAUUGCAGCAAGUACUAGUUACUUGGAAUUUUAAGCUGUUUGGCCGACAAUUCUUCAUCUAGGAUUUACAUAUGUUGUACUCUACUCUGUCCAUAAUGCAGUUCUCAUUUAUAUAACUCCUUUCUGCAGAUCUCUCUUUUUUAUGAUUCCUCUCCCAAGAUUCAAAGAAAAACAUGGUACAAUCAAAGAAGUUCAGAGGUGUCAGGCAACGCCACUGGGGCUCUUGGGUCUCUGAAAUUCGAAAUCCUGUACUGAAGAGAAGGGUAUGGCUAGGCACCUUUGGGACUGCUGGAGCUGCAGCAAGCGCAUAUAAUCAAGCUGCCAUUCUAAUGAUUGGUCAAAAUGCCAAGGCCAAUUUUCCUUUACCAAAGACUACUACUCAAACUGCUGCUCAUCAACAAGGCAAAAAGAGUGAUACUGAUCAUCAUAACUACUCUCCAUUUCCUUCAAGGGCUCUUUCAGAACUUUCAACACAAAGCUUAAAAAGUGUUGCAAAAACUUGUCACCUUCACUCACCUGCCUCUGUCCAUCCUUGAUAAUCAGAAUAUAAUAUAGCUUAUAUAAAAGGUAUACGUACAUCUCUGCAUGUCCAAAGUCACCUUACCAAUUAAUCUCAAAAUUAAACUCAUAAGCAUAGUAUGCAGAAAGAUGAUUGAUGUACGAUUAUAAUAUCACUGAGCUCUGAAAUAAGUAUAUUCUUCUAUGAGAUUUAUGUGUUACCUGGUAGAGUUGACGAACCGCUAGUUUCUGAAAACAAAAAGGAAUAAUGCUUGCUACCUGUACAAAUCUAGUCAUAUAAUAAUAUAUGGUUGCAAUCAAUUAAGCAAGUCUUAAUCAGGAAAAA
This is a messenger RNA of Mangifera indica (mango), 845 nucleotides long. Its product is annotated as ethylene-responsive transcription factor WIN1-like. Gene Ontology annotation, molecular function: DNA-binding transcription factor activity; DNA binding. The record is from RefSeq and is a predicted model, not a curated record. Bases 175 to 537 code for a protein of 120 amino acids. Lineage: Eukaryota; Viridiplantae; Streptophyta; Magnoliopsida; Sapindales; Anacardiaceae. Gene Ontology annotation, biological process: regulation of DNA-templated transcription. The transcript has 2 exons.